AUGUCAAUGCUUAUAUCUGGGCCAAAACAGCCAGGAAAUAACAUUGAUGUGUACUUGGCACCUCUUAUUGACGAUUUAAAUUUAUUGUGGGAAAAAGGGGUUGAAGUAUUUGAUGGCAGUUGGAAUGAAAUGUUCAAUUUAAGAGCCAUGUUAUUCUGCACUAUGCAAGAUUAUCCAGCAUAUGGUAAUCUUUCUGGUUAUACCGUGAAAGGAGAAUGUGCGUGUCCUAUAUGUGAAAAUGGUUGGAAGGGAAGGUGGGUAAAAGCAUCGGGAAAACAUGUCUACUUUGAUCAUUGUCCAUUUCUUCCUCAUGAUCAUCCGUACCACAAAUUGAAAAAGGCCUUUAAUGGGGAACAAAAUUUUGAAAGUCCUCCAAAAGUCUUUACUAGCCAAGAAGUGUUUGAAAAGGUAAAAGACAUUAAAAUUACAUUUGGAAAGUUGAAGAAAAACAAGGAUGCCCUUUCUACACAGGGAUACAAGAAGUGUUCCGGUUUUUGGCGUCUUCCUUAUUGGAGAUUUCUAUUUGUUAGGCAUUCUUUAAAUGUGAUGCAUAUCGAGAAGAAUGUAUUUGAUAGUCUGAUUAGCACAUUAUUGAAUAUUCCUCAGAAGACAAAAGACGUUCCUAAGGCUCGGGCUGGCUUAAAGGAAUUGAAUAUUAGAAAUGAGCUACAUGUUGUUGAGGAGACUGGAAAACGGAAGUAUUUACCCCCUGCUGCCUAUACAUUGUCCAAAAAGGAGAAAGUCGAGCUUUGUUCUUCCUUAGCUGGAGUUAAAGUGCCUGAGGGUUAUUCUUCAAACAUUUAUUCUCUUGUUUCAAUGGAGAAUUUGAAACUCCUGGGGCUGAAGUCUCAUGAUUGCCAUGUUCUGAUGGAAGAUUUCUUACCUGUUGCUAUUCGUUCAAUUUUGCCUAAAAAUGUACGAUAUGCCAUUAUUAGGUUAUGUUUUUUCUUUAAGGCAAUACACAGUAAAGUCAUAAAUCCUAAAGAUUUGGAUUCUUUGGAGAUCGAAAUUGCUGUUAUUUUGUGCCAAUUGGAGAUGUAUUUUCCCCCAGCUUUUUUUGAUAUCAUGAUACAUUUGCCUAUUCAAUUGGUAAGAGAGAUCAGAUUUUGUGGUCCCACACACAUGAGAGCUCAAUGGGCCUUUGAAAGGCAAAUGAAAACAUAUAAAGGAUAUGUUAAGAAUACUUUUCGACCCGAGGCUUGUAUUGCAGAGAGAAUGUUGUAUGAGUUAGCUAUGGAAUUUUGUCUUGAACAUAUAGACCAUCCGAAGACAAUAGGGCUUCCUACAUCUCGACAUAGUGGCCGAUUUGAUGGUAUGGGAACCAUAGGUCGUAGACAACAUGACAUGCCUCUUGACAAGUGGCACAUGGCUCACACAUAUGUUCUUUUUAAUGAUGAUGAAGUUGCACCGUAUGUCAACCGGCACAUGUCUUUCUUAAAGACACAAAAUUGA
Molecule: messenger RNA, 1452 nt
Organism: Spinacia oleracea (spinach)
Lineage: Eukaryota; Viridiplantae; Streptophyta; Magnoliopsida; Caryophyllales; Amaranthaceae
Exons: 1
Coding region: 1-1452 (483 amino acids)
Source: RefSeq, a predicted model, not a curated record